Messenger RNA from Nezara viridula (southern green stink bug), 1262 nucleotides. The record is from the annotation of a GenBank genome assembly. Lineage: Eukaryota; Metazoa; Arthropoda; Insecta; Hemiptera; Pentatomidae.
ACCACCGCCAGUCAGUGGAAUGAUGUUGUUGCUCCUCUACAUCAACUUCUUUGCCUCCAUCCAAGGAUCGGCCGGAGCUGCUAAAAAACCUCGAUCUCUCCCUUCAGUACCUUUCGUACCUAGUAUAAACCAGCUUGCAAAAAGAGGAGGAUAUAAAGCCACCAAUUACGAAUUAUUUACAGAGGAUGGCUACAGCAUUUGGCUCCACAGGAUUGGCGAGAACUCCGGAUCUCCUGUUCUUAUACAGCAUGGAAUUAUGUUGGCAGCAGACUCCUGGAUCACAAGAGGACACAACAAGAAGGACCUUGCCUUCAUGUUGCUGGAUCUAGGGUACGAUGUAUGGCUGUCCAACCACAGAGGAACUUUCUUCAACGAGUACAGUAUCAAGUAUAAUAGAACAGACCCUAGAUUUUGGGAUUUCAGUUUUCAUGAAUCAGGAAUAUAUGAUUUACCUGUCGCCGUUGACAAGAUAUUGGAAGUACGCAAGCUUAAAAAAAUCUUCUAUGUCGGACAUUCUCUAGGAACUAUAACAUUUGCCGUGAUGUGCACGAUGAAACCUGAGUACAACAACAAAAUAGAAGCCGCUAUGCUCCUGUCGCCUGUUAUAUACCCACGACCAUAUAACAGGCUGAAUCCAUUUCUGAGGACCUUGGGGUCAUUCAGUGAUGCGAUAGUUGAAAAUGCAAGAAAAACCGGUAAUUAUGAUUUAGGUUUGAGAAAUACACAUACAGAGGUAGCAUUGAAAGUUCUCUGUGGAGAACAAGCCAUCACACAAUCCAUAUGUUUGGGCAUAGUUGCAGUUUUUGCAGGAGAGAAUUGCAAAAACAUUAACCCAAAAGAUUGGUCAAACUUUCUACCACAUGUGUCAGGGACUUCGUUGAAAACUGUGCUUCAUGUUUAUCAACUUGUACUGGCAGAUGACUUUGUUCAAUUUGACUAUCAUCCUUGGUUAUUCGACAAUUUGAAGAAGUACAAUUCGACGAAGCCACCAAGGUAUAAUUUAAAAUUACUCACUACACCCGUAGGUCUAUUCUGGAGUUACAAUGACGGAUUCAUGGAUGAAAAAUCUGUGAAAAAAACAGCAGAUGCGCUACCCCAUCUUUUAGUGAACUUUCCAGUAGAGGACAAAAGUUUCUCUCACUUGGAUAUGGUUAUUGGUGACAAUGCCAACAUUGUAUUGUACCCUCAUAUCAUUAAACAAAUUGAAUCUAUCAAUAAGAAAAAAAUGCGACGGAAAACAUGAGACUGUUUGUUGAUUAACU